Molecule: messenger RNA, 1248 nt
Organism: Exophiala dermatitidis NIH/UT8656
Lineage: Eukaryota; Fungi; Ascomycota; Eurotiomycetes; Chaetothyriales; Herpotrichiellaceae
Product: enoyl-CoA hydratase
Exons: 1
Coding region: 1-1248 (415 amino acids)
Biological process (GO): fatty acid beta-oxidation
Cellular component (GO): mitochondrion
Molecular function (GO): enoyl-CoA hydratase activity
Source: RefSeq, a predicted model, not a curated record
AUGAUGAGGACGGCGACGGCAACAAGUGCUGCUGUUGCUGCGACUGCAGGCCGUGUCGGUGUCGGCUUGCGACGACUCGGAGUGAACCAUGCUCAUGUUUGUGCUGGUGUUGGGACUCGUCAACUUGGACUGGGUACUUCGCAACGACGACACCAAUUCUCGACACUUAUUGUCAACCGGAUCGCUGGUGCUGGUGCUGGUGCUGGAUUUGGGGUGCGAUAUAUGACCACGACCACUUCAUCAGGAUUGACUAGCUCGAACAACCACGACGGUACCGAUGAUGAUAAGACGAAAGGGAAAGGCGAUAUCCUCUGCGAUGUUAGACCUAUUUUGAACGAUAUCCUUGCUGGAACUACCACCAAUACCGAUACCAACACCAACGGCGAUACCGGCACAGUCGCCACAAUCACAAUCUCCCACGCUCGACGCCUCAACAGCCUCAACAGCCACCUAAUCACCAAACUCACGAACACACUUUAUCACCUAUCCGAUUUGCGUUACUAUCCGGACCUACGUUGCGUAGUGAUUCGAGGCGCUACAUCUCCAUCUCCUUCUAACUCCUACUCCCCAAACCACUCCCAGAGUCCAACACGCACCUACACACCUUCAUUCUCUUCCGGCGCCGACAUCCACGAAAUGUCCGACCUCUCGACACCCGCCGAAGCCAAACACUUCAUCACGCACCUCCACAAAGCCUGUCACGCCAUCCGGUGUCUACCCGUAAUCACCAUCGCGAAAAUCGACGGCCUCUGUUUCGGCGGCGGAUUAGAACUCGCGGCAUCAUGCGAUUUCCGCUACGCGACCGCUCGGUCAACGUUCGGAAUGCCCGAGACAAGAUAUGGUAUUCCGUCCGUGAUUGAGGCGCGCUUAUUGGCGAAUAUUGUUGGGUGGCAGCGGACGAGGGAGCUGGUGUAUUUUGCUAAAAGCGAUUAUUCUGCGCAGAAAAUGUUGGAGUGGGGGUUGAUUGAUGAGGUGUGUGAUGAUGCUGAAGCGCUGGAAAAGGGAGUUGAUGAGAAGGUGAGGUUGAUCGCGAAGAAUGGACCGAUCGCUAUGAGAGUGCAGAAGAGUUUGGUGAGGGAGUGGGAGGAGUGUGGUACGGUGAAUGAGGGUGUUGAAAAGGGUAUUGAGGCGUUUGCGAGGAUGUGGGUGGAUGGAGGGGCGGAGCCAAGGAGGUAUAUGAGGGAGUUUACGGAGAGGAAGAAACGGGAGAAGAGUGAGGGAAAGGGUGAAAGAGGAGGAGGAGGGUAA